UAACGUCAAAACAGUCGCCUAACCUCACAAGUGGGUGUCAGUUUGAAAUUUCAAAAACAACAUAUGGAAAAACAAAAUUUGCAAAUUAUGACAACAUUAUGGCCUUUAUUUUAUAUAAUGUUCGUAAGCGCCUUCACUACUUUGCCAUUUUCGCUUUUGGCAUAGCAGUUUUUUUAUUUUUUUCGUGGCGUCACAUUUGGAACCCACACGAUUUCGACAAUGGGCAAAAAUGGGUGGAGGAAAACCCAUUGCCACUUAAGUCUUCCAAGAAAACUUCAAGUACAAAACUGUUUAAUUUAAAUUUUCGAUAUAUACUCAGUGCAGAUUCUUGUUCGAAUGAUCUGCUGGCUGUGAUUAUUGUAACUUCACAUUACAACAAUGUGGAAACACGAAGUUCAAUGCGAAGGGCGUUUUCGGGCGAAGAAUUAGCAGCUGCCAAAAUGAAGAGAGUGUUUCUUCUUGGGCAAACCGCAGACAGUGUGUACAUGACACAAGCUUCCAUUUUACACGAAAGUAAGAGAUUUGGGGACAUUAUCCAGGGCAAUUUUCAAGAAGCGUACAGAAAUCUGACCUAUAAGCACGUAAUGGGGCUGAAAUGGGUGAGUGAAAAUUGUCAGUCUGCAAAAUAUGUGAUAAAAAUGGAUGAUGAUAUUGUGUUCAACAUUCAGAGAAUAAUAGAUUUGUUAAAUGAUGUACCCCUUCCAAAAAAUUCGAUCUCAGGGUAUAUUUUACGAGACCUGAAACCCAUUCGCGAGCCCGCAAAUAAGUGGUAUGUAACUCAAGAGGAAUAUCAAUUUUCCAAAUACCCUUCGUUUGUUUCUGGGUGGUUUUAUGUCACAACUCCCAAAAUUGCAUCAAAGCUGGUAUUAUUGUCUCAUUAUUUUAAGUAUUUUUGGAUUGAUGAUGUUUAUGUCACUGGGGUUUUAACAAAAAAUUUGAAAAUAAAGUUGUACGAAUUACGCAAAUAUUUUACUUUGUAUGCAGAGUUUUUGCGAUGUUGUAUCUCUGGCGUGAAGAAGAGGUUAGAGUGUGAUAUUUUGGUGGGGCCAAAUGGGGGCGACAACAAUCUGUUUUAUGAAUUUAAUGAAGCUAUGAAAAUUUGUGAGUUUGAGACUUGCAAUAAGCGUCUGAGACCAAUGAAUGAGACUUGUGUUGCUGAGAAAAAAAUUAAUCUUAGGGGAGGGAGUGGAAUCAUUGAAAGUUACAAGCUCCACUAAAUUUUAGAAAGCAAUAAAAAAUACGAUCAAGGACAGCUAAUUUCAAAGUUUGAGUUCAUCAAAGACAAACUUUCAAAAAUCCAUGGCUGUCUUUCAGCGUGUUUUUUAUUGCUCUCUCGAUAUAUUCGUAUCAAUAAUUGUUGGGUCGUAGACGGCCAGGAAACAAACGUAUGAUUCUACACAUUUUUUACUUUCAUAAGGAACUCAAAAUGUGAUAAUUGUACACAAAUUUUAAAAUUUUAAUAUAGUAGUAUAGUAUAAAAUUUUCAAACGUUAUGUUAUGUAAUGAACGAGAUAUAUAUUAUACCAGGUGAACGAUAUUGGCUGCAGUAAAUCAUGUGUUAUCAUUUAGGGCUCAUUCACAUCGAAUGUAAAUUUAAACGUAAUUUGUUACAAAGACGAUCUUGUUUACAUUUAAUAUAAGACAUAAGUGGGAUUUAUAAACUUGCUGUUGACGUUGAAGUUCUCGUUGCAGUUGCUCUUCCCGCUGACGUUGCUUUUAGAGGUGAAAAUUAUCAUUUAUAAACUCCGUUGUCAAGUUGCCGUAUUUAAAGGGGUUGUAGAAGAAACGUGCAGGAUUUAAGGUGAUCACUACAAAAAUUUACCAUUUUAGACAAGUUUUAAGUUUCUUGUUGUCGAAAUAAGUCUACACAUAUUAAUAAAAAAAAGGCAAAAUGUGGGCCCCACCCACCCGCCCUAUCUCAAUUGUGAUGAUUUUUUUAUUCGUUGUGAGCCAAGAAGGCGGAGCGUAACUGCAAAAUCCUUUAUUUCUCUACGAAAAAUUAAAAUCAUGUUUUUUAGUAUCGUGUUGUUCAAAGAAUACUAUGUACAUACAUUAAGAAAAAAAUAAAGGCAAAGAUUAGGCGCCACCCAUACCCGCUCCGAUCUCAAUUCUCGAUUGUGAUGAAUUUUUCAUUCGUUGUCAAUCGAGGGGAGGGGCUUAAUUGCAAAAACCAUAUUUGUUUAUAAAAAUUUACCAUCUUAAACAUGUUUUAAGUUUCUUGUUCUGAAAAGACUACUACGUAUAUUAAGAAAAGAGGUAAACAUAAGCCCCGCCCA
Molecule: messenger RNA, 2276 nt
Organism: Zophobas morio
Lineage: Eukaryota; Metazoa; Arthropoda; Insecta; Coleoptera; Tenebrionidae
Product: beta-1,3-galactosyltransferase 5
Exons: 1
Coding region: 99-1217 (372 amino acids)
Cellular component (GO): Golgi membrane
Molecular function (GO): hexosyltransferase activity
Source: RefSeq, a predicted model, not a curated record